Penicillium cataractarum is the source of this 1299-nucleotide messenger RNA. Its product is annotated as thiolase family protein. The transcript has 3 exons. Bases 1 to 1299 code for a protein of 432 amino acids. The record is from RefSeq and is a predicted model, not a curated record. Gene Ontology annotation, biological process: fatty acid beta-oxidation. Gene Ontology annotation, molecular function: acetyl-CoA C-acetyltransferase activity. NCBI's taxonomy places the organism in Eukaryota, Fungi, Ascomycota, Eurotiomycetes, Eurotiales, Aspergillaceae.
AUGAUCAACGCCGCAGGGCUGUCUGCCCGUCUCCCUACGCGAGGCGCCAUCCCCGCAUUCCGCGCUCAACGACACUUUAGCUCCGCCCGCCCGGCCUUGAAGGAGAUUCAGGAUGCCUACAUUCUCAGUGCCUCUCGUACACCGACUGCCAAGUUCAACGGCUCCUUCGCCUCCGUCUCCGCUCCCCAACUCGGCGCGGUCGCCAUCAAGUCCGCUCUGAGCAAGUCCAAUAUCCCCGUGGAGAAGAUCACCGAUGUGUACAUGGGAAAUGUCCUGCAGGGAUCAGUCGGCCAAGCUCCCGCCCGCCAGGCGUCCAUGUUCGCAGGCCUGCCCUCCAGUGUCGAGUCCAUGACCGUGAACAAGGUGUGCGCGUCCGGUCUGAAGGCUGUUGUGCUGGCAGCCCAGAACAUCCAACUGGGUCUGGCUGAGGCUCAGGUGGCGGGUGGUAUGGAGAACAUGACUCGAGUGCCCUACUACAUGCCCCGCUCCAGCCAGUUGCCUCCCUUUGGUGAAAUCAAGCUGGAGGACGGCCUGAUCAAGGAUGGUCUUUGGGAUGUCUACAACCAGUUCCACAUGGGUAUUUGUGCCGAGCAAACGGCGAAGAAGUACGAGGUAUCACGCAAGGACCAGGAUGAGUAUGCCAUCCGCUCCUACCAGCGGGCCCAGCAGGCGUGGAAGGAGAACAAGUUCGCCGACGAGAUCGCCCCGGUGACUGUCAAGGGCAAGAAGGGCGAGACCAUCAUCGAACGGGACGAGGGCUACGAGAACUUGCGCAUCGACAAGUUGACUACUCUGAAGCCUGCCUUCCUGCGCGACGGAACCGGCACCGUGACCGCCGGCAAUGCCUCCACCAUGAACGACGGCGCUUCCGCCUUGGUGUUGGGUAACAAGGCUCUGGCUCGGGAAUUCGGUGGCGGUGGUCGCGCUCUGGCUCGUAUUGUGUCCUCGGCCGAUGCUGCGAUCGACCCCGUUGACUUCCCCGUGGCUCCAGCCAAGGCUGUCCCCAUUGCUUUGGAGCGUGCGGGUAUCACCAAGGACCAGGUGGCCGUGUGGGAGUUCAACGAGGCCUUUGCUGCGGUGAUCAAGGCUAACGAGAAGAUCCUCGGCCUGCAAGACGCCAAGGUCAACAUGCUGGGCGGUGCUAUCUCCCUGGGCCAUGCUCUGGGCAGCUCCGGCUCUCGUAUUCUCGUCACCCUUCUCCACCAGCUCCAGCCUGGUGAGUAUGGUGUGGCUGCCAUCUGCAACGGUGGUGGUGCCGCAACUGCAAUGGUUGUGCAGAAGCUGGAUCGCGUGGACUAA